AUGGUUCUCGGUGUAUUCUUGACGGAGAUCAUAGUGGCGUUCCUGUUGGCUGGAACUUUACUCUUCAAGUAUGGAAAUGUGUUCCGGCAUCACAUCAUAGUCACUGUCUCUGUAUUGAUAGCUUGGUACUUCUCUCUAUUAAUAAUCUUCAUACUACCUUUGGAUGUCUCUUCGACUGUAUUCAGACAGUGUGUAGAGCAGAAUAUACAUAACAGUACUAAAAACCUUAGUAAUACAUCUGCACCGUUUGCUACUUGUAAGGAGCCUUGGCCAAAUGUACCAGAAAAUGUAUUUCCUAAUUUGUGGAGGAUAGUUUAUUGGACAUCGCAAUGUCUGACGUGGUUGAUACUCCCAUUGAUGCAGUCUUACAUAAAAGCCGGGGACUUCACCGUACGUGGGAAACUGAAAUCUGCUUUGAUAGAUAACGCCAUAUACUACGGCAGUUAUUUGUUCAUAUGCGGCAUACUUUUGAUAUAUAUCGCAUUGAAGCCUGGUCUAGAUUUUGAUGGGCAAAAAUUGAAAGUUAUAGCAUCAUCCGCGUCCAAUACAUGGGGCUUAUUUUUAUUGGUCUUAUUGCUCGGCUAUGCACUUGUCGAGGUGCCUCGAGGGCUAUGGAAUGCCAGCAAGCCUGGAUACACCUUGAAUUACAGUUACUUUAAGGUGGCAAAACUGAGCUUGGAUAAGUGCGAAGCCGAGGAGACAGUGGAUGAUAUACUCGAGUCGCUACAAAUUGCAACGAUAUCCAUCGGACCUGGUCAUCCAUUUCACUGCAACUUGGAGACGAUUUUCCAAAAGAUACCCGCAGAAUUGAAGGAUAGAAUGAACAGGAGACAACUGCCUGACGAUACUCCGACGGACACACCCACCGAGAAGUCUUUGAUUCGAUUGCACAGACAAACUAUAAAAGCGCUGCAAACUUUGCAACGCAUAGAAACUCAAUGGGGUAUUCUAGUAGACAAGAUCUUCGAUUUAGAAGAUGUAGCGAAAAAUCAAGUGAGUCACGAUAGGAGAUUUAAGCAAGCAUUUCCCACGCAUCGCUCGCUUCCAUUUCGCAUUAUCUAUAAUCCUGCUAUCGAAUGGUACUGGAAAUGCAUCGUGAAGAAUUACGUCCUAAAGAUAUCUGCCAUUUGCGCUGGGUGUUUGUCAGUGGCUGUUGUAUGGUCGGAAGUAACGUUCUUCAACAAGUCGCCCGUGCUGUCGUUAUUUGCUCAAUUUCUGAAUUUAGCGAAAAGAAACUACGAUUACUUUACGAUAGAGGUGCUAUCGAUGUCGAUUAUCGCGUAUCUCUGCUACUGCGCGUACUCGACCGUCUUGAAAAUUCGCGUGUUGAAUCUUUAUUAUUUGGCGCCUCAUCAUCAAACCAACGAGUACAGCUUGAUAUUCAGCGGUAUGAUGUUGUGCCGCUUGACGCCGCCGAUGUGUCUCAACUUUCUAGGAUUGAUACACAUGGACUCGCACAUUAUUAAGACUCAUAUCCUGGAGACGCAUUACACGCAGGUGAUGGGUCACAUGGAUGUCAUUCCCAUCAUUUCUGACGGAUUUAACGUGUACUUUCCCAUGGCAAUUCUGGCCUUCUGUCUGGCGACUUACUUCAGUAUAGGCAGUAGAUUGCUCUCCAUGCUGGGCUUUCAGCAAUUUCUCGACGACGACGAGUUUACGACGGACCUCGUGGAGGAAGGAAGGGAACUCAUAAAACGAGAGAGACGUAAACGUCAAAGAGCGGAAGAUUCCAUGUAUAGGCGGCGUGAAAUGCAAGAAAGAUUCAAUAUCUCAGUGGGCACGUCACGUUACAGGACGUCUCGCCAAAGUACGGACACCGUGCGACCGUUGAAGCGAGACGAAUCGAUCGAGUCGGCGAGAGCAGGUUUGCUGCACGAUUUCGAUCCCGCGGAAUAUUAUAUCGGCAUGACAUUCGGCGGAGAUGGUUACGGCGCGAACAAUCGCUACGACGGGGAGAAUCAAGGCGACGACUCGUACGAGCCGCACGUGAACAACGCCAGGGCGUUCUCCACGAGUACGAGUCGCGUGGGCCCUCCGCCUCGAGGGUUGUUCGACGAUAUUUAAACAGCACGAUUUCAAUUUAUUCAAACAACUUGCUCGAGUGCGAAUGCGAGGUUGUCUCUUUAGAAAUUUGCACGCCAUUUAUAUUCGAACGAUGCGAUCGUCAUUGAUGAACUAAACCGUGAAGGUCGUGAGUUAGAAGAGGUAGAAUUUGAUUAAGAUUCAGGACGUAAAAAUUAAGGCUUUAUAUUUACUAUACCGGCUGUUGUAAUUUUAAAUUGAACUUUUAUUAGAUAGAAGCACGCGGGCUGAAGUAUAAAAUGACAUCACGAAAUAUUUAUAACUUUUAUCACACGAGAGUGAGCACACUGAGAAUAAAAGUUCGCACAAUUUGAUGCGGAUACUUUGAUGGGGGACGCUUAUUUCUUUUCUUUUUUAAUAAGAGUUGAUGGACGAUUGCGAUGAAGAAAAUCGAUGGUGAUGCUGUGAACGUCGAAUUUAGUAUGAAUAUGUAUAUUUAUUACAUUCACUAUGGGAGAUAUAUUGCCGCUUUAUUAUUCUCUUCAGAUCUGUAUAGUUUAACUCAUAUUAAGCUUAAUAAAUAACUUAUAUACGAUUUGUUUCAAUAAUAUGUACCUGAAGGAAUUACUUAUUGAUGCUUAGUUCUCUCAUAAGUAAUGCAGAUAUAUCUUAACAUCUGAUCUGAUCUGUCGAUCUCUUGGAAUAAUCCGAUCUUGGCAAUUUUAACUUAUUCCUAUGUAACAUCGCUACGCAUGUCGCUGAUUUGUCUUUGUGCGUUUUAUACGCUAGAAACUAGGAAAAUUGUAUUUGUACUUCUGACUUCGUUGCACGAACAGUCUGUCUCGGCGAGAUUCGACGCGGAAGUUUCGGUAGAAAUCGCAUAAGGAAGGAAUUCUGCUGGAUGAUGAUAGAAAAAUUUAAUAAAAGCAACUUAACAUAUAACUACACAGUAUAAUAAACAUUAAUGUAACUGUAAAUAUACGCGCGGAUAAUUUAAAACUUUGAACAUCGGCAUUUAUCACGAAGGCUUCUUGAUACAUAUGGUAUAAUGAGAUUUUUCCUGCGAGUGAGAAUUUCGUUACCCCUUCUUUAUUGUAUAUUUCUCAUACAUUUAUGAUGUACUAUGAUACGUAGCUGCGCGACUUUCGGUCUACAAGAUUUAUCUCUACCUAAGAGAAUUUCGAAGAAAUAUCUCGAUACUUUGUCUCUUUUUUUUUUCUUCUCGAGACGCGUGUUGAAUCAUUCUUGGGUGUAUGUAAAGACAUAUCAUUUGAGAACAUUAAAGAAUUCGCGUAGAACUCAAUUUUACUGUAAGAAUUGCACUUCGGUUGUAUUUUUUUUUUUAUUAAAUCCUGUAUAAAUAUAUAUCAUAUUGAUAAACAUCUCAUAUAAAUUAAACAUCAUUAAAACCAAUUCCCGUAUAAUUCACUGUAUUGCGGGUGCAAUUAAUACACAUGAUAGCAAUUACUAGACGCUGAUGAACAACGGGAAUAAUAUAAAUGUUAAAUUUGACUUUUGUAAAAUCACACAGACAGAGUUCUUGAGUAACAUCUCCAAAUUCGACGAAAUCAUUUGAAACGACUACACCAUUCUCUAGAUCUUAAGGCAUCUACGGAGUAUAUUUAUAAUAAUGUGAAUUAUAUAAGUGGGUGGGAAUUAUAUAUAUAUAUAUAUAUAUAUAUGUAUAUAUGCGAGCUUUUUAACAUUCGUAACACACACAGAAGUCGUACGUGUGAUCUGAUUCUGACGAAUGGCUGACGGAAGACAGUUUCGACACGAGAAUGGUUCUGUUUGGUGCAAUAAACAUAUAUAUAUACACACACACACACACACACAUACGUGUGUGUAUGUGUAUGUAUAGACCUAAUCUUUAAGCUAGUUAUAAUUUGUAUACUACGAAACAUUUGUUUGUCAUUAAUGAAUCGCGUCGUCGGAAGCAUGCGCGUGUCUCUGACGAGACGUAAAAGACUGCGAUGUCAAUGGUUCUGCGGGACACCUUGCGAACAUCUCGAGACAAAAUGUAAUGUGAAAUUAAUGACAAUAAAUGUACUACGUAUAAUAAUAACAACAA
Molecule: messenger RNA, 4093 nt
Organism: Dinoponera quadriceps
Lineage: Eukaryota; Metazoa; Arthropoda; Insecta; Hymenoptera; Formicidae
Product: LMBR1 domain-containing protein 2 homolog
Exons: 10
Coding region: 1-2064 (687 amino acids)
Cellular component (GO): membrane
Source: RefSeq, a predicted model, not a curated record